AUUGGCAGUGUCGUCCGUGAAGCAUCGUCACUCGACGGUUCACUUAGCAGUCCGCCUAUAUUACAGUAUUUUGUCCGAGGGAGUUCACUUCCACACUAUCCGCCGGUUAAUCUGCGUUACAACUCCUCGCGCGCAUAGUCGCCUGGUACUCCCGGUUCAGUUUAUCCGAAACGUUUAUCCGAUUAUAUCCGGGUUAUCUUAGCCGGUUCAACCAAAAUGGCACACAGUCUGUUGUUAUUUUCUAUAAGUAUAGGUUUUGUAUCUUGUUUUAGUGAAAAUAAUUAUUAUUUUGAAAAUCAUAAAUAUUGUGACGAUCUCUCUCCCUAUUACGGUGACAUCAAUUUAGAUUCGAUCACCGGUAUUUGGUACGGUGUAGAGAAAAUACCACAUUCGAAAGGCGAAUACAAAAUCGAGCACACAAGGGACUGUUUUUAUAUUGACAUUAAGGAACUAUACAUUCAGCCGACGCCGCCAACGCCAUAUCCGCCAAUGACAAACUCUCCGUACGUGAAUCAUAAAUUUGGCCUGCCUGAAUAUUAUAGGGUCAGGCAUUUCGUAUUGGAGUGGCAUGAGGGUCUCUGGCGUGACGAUUACCAUAUCAAGGUUAAUACUUCGCAUAAGGGUUUUUGGCCGACGGAUGUUCCGAACCGAUCCGUCGAUAACAUGUAUCGUUUCUUCGGUGGCGUGAUUCAAGUGCUGAAGGUGGCCAACAAUCACCUCGUACUGAACUUCUGCAUGCGUCUUCCGCACUCUCAGAUGUUCAGCGUCGUCCUCUCCAGGAACGAGAAUCAGUUGACAGCGGAAGACCUAGCUAGCAUCCACAACGUUUUCACCAUGAAACAUUUAUCCACUUCCUCCCUCAAAAGAGUUUGUGAAAAUUCAGCGACAGAUUUAAAAGUAUCAUAUUUUAUACUGAUUUCUAUAUAUUUGACUUUCCGGAGAACCUUAUUUAGAAUGGGCACUAAUUAAUUUUAAAUUAAGCGAUUAUGUUUAAAUUAAGUCUUCCUAUUUGCAACUUAUUUAUUCUCGACAUAAUUAGAAUUAUUUAGAUAUAUGACUGAAAAACAAAUGAAUUUGCAUUUGUAUCGAUUCUAUAUGUAAAAAUUUUUUUCAGUGUUCAAAUUUGUUAUAAAUAAAUAGUGUUAUAAAAAAACAUUAACCAUUAUUAUUACUAAAGUUGGAAAAUGACAUAUAUAUUGACUAUUUUUUAUAAAAAUAUAUAUAUUUACUGUUUUGAUAUUAAAUCGAAUAGAAAUGG
Messenger RNA from Diatraea saccharalis (sugarcane borer), 1258 nucleotides. The record is from the annotation of a GenBank genome assembly. NCBI's taxonomy places the organism in Eukaryota, Metazoa, Arthropoda, Insecta, Lepidoptera, Crambidae.